Molecule: messenger RNA, 624 nt
Organism: Symbiodinium necroappetens
Lineage: Eukaryota; Dinophyceae; Suessiales; Symbiodiniaceae
Source: the annotation of a GenBank genome assembly
AUGGAGACGGACGAGACCCGAAUCCCCACAGAUGCCGUGUGCAUCGACGAUCCCUUGUCAGAGGGCCAGAGCACCCCUGCACUGACAUUGCAGAUUGGGAGGAAUCUAGUCCAGAAGCUGCUCGUGAAGGCGGACGAGGUGCGGUUUUAUGGCUACACGAUCCACCUGUGCGAGCCCGCACUAGCCGCGAAAUGCGGCACGAACCUCAUCUUGCGACGGGGCUCGCAGGAUUUCUCUUUGAUGGCCUGGUUGGUGGAAUCGAGGCAUAUCAUGAAGCUUACGGUCGCCAACUUGAUGAGUUUCAUGGAAGCCUCGGGCAUCCGAAUGCCGAAGAACACCACAAAAACACAACGCAUCAAGAGAAUUCUGGCAAUGGACAGCAUCCAGAACGAGUGCACAAAAACGAAGAUCGACGAGGUCUUGAAGAUGCUUGAGAAGCAGGAGGAGAGAAGAAAGAAAAAAGAAGAAGAGAAAGCGACCGAGCCGGCUGAAGAGGGCGAGAUCCAGUGGGACGAGCUGGAGGAAGAUGCUGCGACGAAUGCUUGUCGGCAGCUGCUUGUUGGGCAGAUGGACGACGAGGAAGAUGAAGAUGCUGAGGAGGUCUUCCGCUUCGGAAUUGCAUAG